AUGGCUUUAGAGCCGGGAGCCGAAGCAGUGCCAACAAAUGAGUUUCAAGUACCUCUGAGUCCUUAUUUUGUUUUACAUUUUAAUCUUUUUAACACUGACUUUCUUACCCAAAUCAUUCUUUAGGGCUGCAGGGUUCUGGUUGAUGCACGAGAUAAACUGGGGAUCCCUUGGCAGUACACUGAGAAUGAGAAGCAUGGUAUGUUUCUGAUGGCUUUUGAGAACAAAGCUGGAAUGCCCGUCGAGCCUGCCACCUUCCAGUUGUAUGUACCCGCACUGAGCGCGCUGUGGAGGGACUCGGGAAUCAAGGAAGCCUUUAGCCGCCGGAGCGAGUAUCAGCUGGGUGAAUCGGUGAAAUACUUCCUGGAUAAUCUGGAUCGGAUCGGUCAACUGAAUUAUUUCCCCAGCAAACAAGAUAUUUUACUGGCUAGGAAAGCCACCAAAGGGAUAGUAGAGCAUGAUUUCAUCAUUAAAAAAAUACCUUUCAAGAUGGUGGAUGUAGGUGGACAGAGAUCUCAGCGUCAGAAGUGGUUCCAGUGCUUUGAUGGAAUAACUUCAAUUCUGUUCAUGGUCUCCUCCAGUGAAUAUGAUCAGGUUCUCAUGGAAGACAGGCGCACAAACAGACUUGUGGAGUCCAUGAAUAUUUUUGAGACAAUAGUCAAUAACAAGCUUUUCUUUAAUGUUUCUAUUAUCCUAUUCCUCAACAAGAUGGAUCUUCUUGUAGAGAAGGUGAAGACUGUCAGCAUUAAGAAGUAUUUCUCGGACUUUAAGGGUGACCCUCACAGGCUAGAUGAUGUCCAGCGUUAUCUGGUGCAGUGCUUUGACAGAAAGAGGAGAAACCGUAGUAAGCCGCUCUUCAAUCACUUCACCACUGCCAUAGACACUGAAAACAUCCGCUUUGUGUUUCAUGCCGUGAAGGACACAAUCCUUCAAGAGAAUCUGAAGGAUAUUAUGUUGCAGUGAAGGAGAGCAGCCCAUACUCUGUUAAAAUUUGCCGCAGGGUUAGAUCAAAGUUUUUAUUCUUUCUUUAUGGCCCUUGCAUGUGGUGUAGGACCCAUGCUAUUUGCUUGGCUCAGGAAUGCUGUAAACUAGCCAGCCCAAACAGAGGGGCUACAGGCCGAAGGAGUCAAAUGUUGAUGUUAGCUACUGAAUCAUUUGGACUAGAAACACUACUGAAACAUGGCCAUUGUAGGUGUUCUGUACCUAGUUUGGAGUACUGAAUAACAUAACCACCUUCUACCUUCUUAGAAAUUUUUGUUUUCUCUGACAAACCUUUUAAGGAAGACACUUUGUUUUAAAUGAAUAUGUUUAUUUUUCAGAGACACUAGUCAUAAAAACUGCCUUUUUUGUAGUUUGAAGGUGCUGAAUUAAUCCAACUAAUCUAAAACAUAACAAGAUUGGUAGCUGCAUUGGAGAAUGUUAACAAAGUUGCAUUCUUAACCAUUAGGUAUAUAAUCAGACCUUAUGUGCGUUUUCAAUUCUGCCAAGGAUCUGGAGUCCACUUUGCAAGGUGGAUGCACAGCUUUUGUCUGAAGGCUUUGCAUGAGUCUCCUGAAGCAAAAGUCUGAGACAGUCUCUGUAAAGGAAACCCAUGUUGGAGUAAAUUGGAUGGGAGAUCUAAGACCUGGCCGAUACGGAGAAGGGUUUAUUUUGCACUAUGUGUGAAGGGUAUUAUAUCAUGGGGAAACAAACUUCCGUGGUAAAGCAGCCUGUGCUGGAGCAUCUGACCAUCUCUCCGCACAGCGGGUACUGUAGUGAGAUGUACUUCAUGGCAAUCCAGUGCUGCUUUCACACCUGCAGUUGGCAGCAUUUCUGAAGGUUUAGUAUCUCACAUGACAGGGCUUUGUCUGUAUUCAAAAGUAUGAAAGCUGAUAAAACUCUUAAGCAAAGGUUUUGGUAGUGCAGCAGCUGCUUGAUUAGUUCCCAACAGCUGACCUUAUAGGAAGACUGAACACUCUAGAGAUCCCAGUUUUACAACUGCACUGAUGUAUUUGGACAGCAGGACCUUGCUGUAAAAUUAGCCCUUAAUCUGUGUCGUAGUGGGAUCUUUAGCCUGUAUUAAUGCACCUGUAAUUAUGAGUACAGUCAAGUCAAAAGUUGCCCGUUUCAGGCAAUGGCUUGUGUGUAAAAUUGCAAGAGGUUAUGAAUAAUGUUAUUAUAUGAACUGUUAGUUUCCUAGCUUUCUCAACUCGCCUAACUAUCUAUCUAUCGGGUGCCUUUCUGUGUCCAGAUAUAUCUGAUCUUUUCUAUUACAGCGGUGUACAUGGACAAACUUAAGAUCUGCCUUUUAUCUCAACAUUGUAGUGCUAUCUUUUAGGUAAUUUUUAAACAUAGUUUACUGUGCAAUUUGUGUCAUAGUUUUAUCCAAGAAUAAAAUCUGAAGGGCUGUUUAUAUCCAUACAAAGUCAGCAGGAUCCCUGGAGUUCUUAUCCACUUUGAGACUGUAAUGGCAUGUCAAAACAAGCAACAUUGUACUUCAGCUGGUAAUCCCAUGGGAGAUGUGGUCUAAAAAAAUCCUAUUCUGUUGUCCUUUCAUAUUAAUUUGGAUAAAAUCUGGAAUCUUUUUUUCUCUGAAGUUUGCAGAUGUUCAUAUUGGUGUAUAGUUUCCUAAUGUAGCAAUCUAUUGGUUUUCUUUGUGCAGACUUCUGAGUGAAAAAGAUGUGGCUAUUUUGUAGUCUUAUAUAACGCACACAGUACUGAGGUCAUAAGCAAGUGAAAAGUUGCAGACAGAAAAAUCUAAUUUAAAUUUAAAACUUCCAUUGCUUAACGAACUUAAACAGGAAUUAGCUUCCUUGUAAGAAGUCUUAUUUUUGCCAGGACCAAGUCUGUCUUUUUAAUGUUUAUUCAUUUUUAACCGUGAAGGGAAAAUGUCAUGUGACUCUUCAGGUGGAGGAAAAUCUUAAGAUUAUUACAUUUGAAAAGGUAAAUGUUUCAGCCUAAAUUGAUGCAAAUAACAGUUCAGUCAUUGUAGAGGGUCAUGUCUCUAAGCUAGCCCAUGUGCUUGACUCAAGACUAAAAUAUUGUUCCAAUACUUUCAGAUAUUCUUGGAGUUCUGGUAGCGACCUCCACUUCACGCAGGACUCUGGGACUUGACUUUAUUUCCUAGUUUGCUGUGAGUUUUAUUGUUUCACUAAGUUUUCCAGAUGGGCUAAUAUGCUUGUUUUCUCAAAUGAGUUAAACAUUCCCUUUCAACUGUAUCUUUCUAAAGUUACCUCAGUUUUAUGUCUGCAUCUACUGCGGUAUUACCUGGGAGGCAUAGCAUGGAAUUUCCUGUCUUGUUUUUUUUUCCUUCAUGGUCAUCUAUGGUUUUGUAUCCUUAGUCACCUUAUGGAUUUAAAACUAAGAGCUAAUAAUGCAAUGUAUAUUUAUCUCAGUAACUUAAUCUGUUGCACCUGCAAAAAAAAAAAAAAACCAGCAUGAGAUGUCUUUUAUUGAGCUGUCAAACUUGCUAGUAAGUUUUUUUAUAUGGUAUGGCAAUUUUGCACAAUAAAUCAGGAUUUUAGGGAACCCGUUUGAUCACCUCAGUCCCACUAUAUCACCUUUCUUCUUUCUGUUGAUAAAAUGGACCUCAGCACAAUGCUCUAGACUGCAGAUGGAAAUCAGUAGUUUUGGCUCUGUAGAAUCUGGCUUUUGUAGGCUCUGUCUCCCGUCUAACUUUGGUUUGGUCUUAGUGGUUCACACCAAGAACUCAAGAUCAAGAAAAUCUUUUUGCACAGGUCACUUCUCAUGUUUGCAGUGGAUCUGGCCGGUGACUGCUUGAGGGAGAAGGAUUUUUUGUAAGUGGCAGGUAUGUUUCUUCUGCUGUUAACUACAGGAUCUCCUUCUUGCCACAGCCGAGAUCUUGGGUGUUUUUGUUGUUGUUCUGUUUUCCCAAGGUAAGUUGUAGUAUGAGAAAGCCAGAAAUUCAUAUGAUGGUAAUUCAGCUAAUUACUAAAGCAGAACUUAGGUAGCUUAGGUUGUACAAACAUCUCAGGACAGACUUGAUCCAUUGCUCGGUCCUUUCGCAAGAAGCAACUGGUGACUUUAUUUUAAGUGACAUCCUGGAGAACUUUGCAGGUAAACACAGCUGGAGAGAACAUCUUUUUUUUUGUUAACUUUAUAGGGUUAUUGUUCAUUUGGCUAGUCAGGAAAUGGGUCACAAGCAGGAUAAUAAUCAGAUGGAAGCCUUGAACAACUACUUUUAAAAAAGGCCUUUUUCUGUCCCUGCUCUGAUACCCGUGGGUCAGUAGUGGGGGUGUUCCAAAUGUGUUGUCUCUUGCAAGGACAAAGGGAGGAAGUGCUUGCAGCAUGUGCAUGCAGGAGACAUUUAUGCAAUCUUGCAAUUUAAAAAGAAUAGCUAUUGGGAGUCUUUUAUCAAACACUACUUUGUAUUUAGUGUCCUGAAAACAGGACUGUAAACUUCCAUUUAAAGUACCAUUCCUAGUGGAUUGGAAUUAAAAAUGAAGAAUAGUUUUUGGCAGGAAUAUUUUGUAUAAAUUGCAUAUUUAAUAGGAAAUUGUCACUUUAAAGAAAUUAUAUAGUUUUAAUGUUGAAGAUAUUAAAAUUAUGGAACUGAAAUUAUUGGCUGCUCAACUUUACAACUCAUGAAGAUGUAUUUAGUUUGACACCAAGUAUUGGUUUUAUUUCAUCCAAUA
This is a messenger RNA of Struthio camelus australis, 4631 nucleotides long. The record is from RefSeq and is a predicted model, not a curated record. Lineage: Eukaryota; Metazoa; Chordata; Aves; Struthioniformes; Struthionidae.